AUGACUGCCGAAAUACCACGCUGUCAUAAUGGCGAUACCGAUUGCAUCAUAAAUGUUUCGCACACUUUGAUCCGACAACAUGCCCGUACUGGCUAUCCGUCGGCCGGUUUUCCCCAAGUCGAGCCCUUCUUGGUGAAGCGUUUCGACAUUUCGGACGGACGGACCGGUUCGCUGAACCUGAAACUGGCCUUCCGCGAUGUGAAUGUGGAGGGAUUGUCGGGCGUGAAAUUCGAUCGUGCGGUUGGCUUCGGCGCCAAUCCAGCAACCACCAAGUUCGAGAUGUACGGCUCGUUCCCGAAAAUUGUGCUGCGCGGCAAAUACAAUGCCGACGGCCGAAUUCUGAUUCUGCCCAUACGCGGUGAUGGAGACGCCGACAUAACUCUGCACAGUCCGAAGUUCUCGGUCAAGUUCAAGCCGGGCGUUCAGCAGCACGAUGGUCGCACCUACCUGACGGUGGACAAGCUUAAGGUGCUGGUGGAGCCACAAUUAAUGAACAUUAAGCUGACCAAUCUGUUUAAUGGCGAUCAGGCCUUGGGCACUAAUCUAAAUCAAUUCCUGAACGAGAAUUGGUCCGAUGUGUGGGGCGAGCUUCAGCCCUCGAUUCAUGUGGCCAUUGCCGAAAUUAUGAAAAGCAUCCUGUCUACCCUGUUCAAGCGCUUCGCCUACGAGGACCUCUUCCUAGAGUUGCUUGUCAUACAAAGAUCAGCGCUCUAUAAAAACAAGGCAGCAGCACGAGAAAUUGUUAGUUUCGCAAAUGCAUGCAUAAGAAUAGGAUUAGAAAUGUUCCGAGUUGUAGGCUUGUUGGUUCUUUGCUUAAUUGUGGCCGGUCAGGCAAAGUUUCCUGAUGAUCCGAAGCCUUGUAAACAUGCAGAUAAGAAAUGUCUUCUAAACAUUGUUAACCACCUUCUGUCCGAGAAGGCUGUGGUGGGCGAUAGUUCUAUAAAUCUGGUAAAGCUUGAUCCGCUGCGUGUCGCCAAAAUGAAUAUUAAACAAGGCGCCGACAGUCCUGUAAACAUUGAUCUGACCUUUACGGAUAAUGAAGUGUUCGGAAUAAAAACCUUAAAAUUGCUUGAUAUCAGAGGCUUCGGCACCGAUUUAGCCAAAAAGCAUGAGUUACGCAUGAAGUCCGAUGCCGUCUCCCUGGUGGGUCCUUACAACAUCAAAGGCAAAGUUUUGAUACUGCCCAUAAGUGGUUCUGGGAUAAGCAACUUGACGCUUGUCAAUUGUAAUGUUGUGAUCGUAUUUACGGGUAAAGCGUACGAGAAAAAUGGCGAAACCUACAUGAAAGCUACCAAUCUGAAGGUGGAAGCGGAUCCCGAACGCUUGAUUUAUAAUUUUACCAAUCUCUUCAAUGGCGACAAAGCAUUGGGCGAUAACAUGAACGCCUUCCUAAACGAGAACUGGAAGAGCAUUUUUUUGGAGGUACAACAAUCCAUGCAAAAUGCCUUUGCCAAAAUAUUUGAGGCUAUCAUCUCGAAUGUUUUCACAAAGUAUCCCUAUGCCAAGUUCUUUGAGGCGUGAAGUGAAGUGAAGAAAAAUAAAAACAUUAAAGUGUUGAAUUUUGCUUAAAUGAUAGAUAUUUUCUCCUUAAUUCAAAAUAAAGUGCAAGGAAACUAAAAAACAAAUAAACAAUAAAUAAACAAUUUAAAAA
This is a messenger RNA of Scaptodrosophila lebanonensis, 1651 nucleotides long. RefSeq lists its product as uncharacterized. The record is from RefSeq and is a predicted model, not a curated record. NCBI's taxonomy places the organism in Eukaryota, Metazoa, Arthropoda, Insecta, Diptera, Drosophilidae. The coding region runs from base 1 to 1521 and encodes 506 amino acids. The transcript has 9 exons.